UGACAAUUCUAACCUCAAAUACGCACGUUUUGUUUACGUUCUGAGAUCACUGUUUCGGAAUUAAAAUAAAAUUCUUUCAUCAUGGGUAAACGUAAAGGGAAAUGUGUUAAGAAGAAUACAGCGACUAAGCAAGCGUUGGAACCAGAACAUGUAGUAAAAGCUCCUCAUUCCUUCGUUAUCCACAGGGGACAAUGUUCAAAAGAUCUUAUGGAUCUUACGAAAGACUUCAGAAAAAUAAUGGAACCAUUCACUGCAUCACAAUUAAAAGAACGAAAGAAAAACACUAUUAAGGAUUUCUUGUCAGUAUCCGGGUAUCUACAUGUAUCGCAUAUGAUGGUAUUCACAGAAACAGAGCUGGGUUCAUACAUGAGAUUGGCGCGAUUACCCCGUGGACCAACACUUACUUUCCGAAUACAUAAUUACAGUUUAUCAAGAGAUGUGGUUUCAUCACUCCGGAAGCAAUAUGUGAAUGCAAGAGCCUUCCAAAACGCUCCAUUGAUAGUUCUCAAUAGCUUCUCUGGUGAAGGAAUGCACAUGAAAUUAAUGGCUACAAUGUUCCAGAAUAUGUUCCCCACAAUAAAUAUUACCACUGUAAAGUUAAAAAAUAUAAGACGCUGUGUCCUAAUGAAUUAUAACCCAGCAACUAAGUUGAUAGAUUUUAGACACUAUGUGAUAAGAGCAAUACCUGUUGGAUUGAACAAAGGAAUUAAAAAGAUGGUGCAGGGAAAAAUUCCGAAUCUCAACCGUUGCAAGGAUAUAUCAGAGUUUUUCGAUAAGGCAGCACUUUUGUCAGAGAGUGAGUUUGAAGAUGAUGCAAACAACCAAGUGACUCUUCCGCAGACUUUGGCCUCUAGAGGUGCUGCUGAGAACUCACAGUCUGCAAUUAGAUUGGUAGAACUGGGUCCAAGGAUGACUUUGCAAUUAAUUAAGGUUGAAGAUGGUCUUAUGGAUGGAGAAGUUUUAUUCCAUGAACUUGUAGAGAAGACAGAAGAAGAAAAGGCAUUGAUUAAGAAGAAGAGAGAAGAGAAGAGGAGGUUAAAGGAAAAACGGAAAUCACAACAAGAAGAGAAUGUUAAACGUAAACAGAAAGAGAAAGAAGAGUUGAAGCAGAAGGCUCUAGAAGGAAUCCAGAAAAAGAAAGAACUGACUGAGAACCAAAGGUUAAUGGAGCUAGCAGCAGCUGAAACUCAGGAUACAGAAGAGCAAGAAGAUGAUGCAGAUUAUUACAGACAAGAAGUUGGAGCGGAACCUGAACAAGACCUUUUCACACAACACCCAUCAAGGAAAAGAAAAUCGGAAGACAGUGAACAACCAAGAGGCUUCAAGAAAAUGCGUCUCGACAAGAAGUUGAAAAAGAAAUACCAAGGCAAACAAGAUAAUGAAGGGAAAUCUGAUAAGUUUCAAGGGAAAAAUAGAUUUCCGAACAAAGAUGGUGGGAAUUUUCAGGGGAAAAAAAGAUUUCCGGACAAGGAUGGUGGAAAAUUUCAAGGGAAAAAAAGAUUUCCCAGCAAAGAUGGUGGAAAAUUUCAAGGAAGGAAUCAAGAUACUAGGAAUAAAAAUACAAAAGUUUUUGGCGGGAAAUUUAACAAGUUUAAUAAAUUUGGAAAUAACAAAGGAAAUGCUGGAAAGAGUAAAGGAAAACAAAGGAAAUGAAGGUAUAACAUACAUUAAAAAUUAUUGUAUUUUAUUUUUAAGAACUUGCAUACAUGAGUAUUAAGAGGUAGAUGUUCAGCAAAUCCAUAUUAGGAAUUCCUAUUAAAUAAACAUCUCAUAUUAUAUGUAAAUGAUUAUGAAUAUGUAUUAUGUACAAAGAAUUGGACAGUGCUGAUUAAUAUGUUCUAAGAAAACAAAUCAAUAAAGUACAUUAAUUUA
This is a messenger RNA of Zerene cesonia (dogface butterfly), 1872 nucleotides long. RefSeq names its product protein Peter pan (gene ppan). Gene Ontology annotation, biological process: rRNA processing; ribosomal large subunit assembly. The coding region runs from base 82 to 1653 and encodes 523 amino acids. NCBI's taxonomy places the organism in Eukaryota, Metazoa, Arthropoda, Insecta, Lepidoptera, Pieridae. Gene Ontology annotation, molecular function: rRNA binding. The record is from RefSeq and is a predicted model, not a curated record. Gene Ontology annotation, cellular component: preribosome, large subunit precursor. The transcript is spliced from 10 exons.